AUGGCUGUGGUCGACAUACCAACAGGGUACUACCUGUUUAUCAAUGUGGGGUACUACCUGUUUAUCAAUGUGGGGUACUACCUGUUUAUCAAUGUGGGGUACUACCUGUUUAUCAAUGUGGGGUACUACCUGUUUAUCAAUGUGGGGUACUACCUGUUUAUCAAUGUGGGGUACUACCUGUUUAUCAAUGUGGGGUACUACCUGUUUAUCAAUGUGGGGUACUACCUGUUUAUCAAUGUGGGGUACUACCUGUUUAUCAAUGUGGGGUACUACCUGUUUAUCAAUGUGGGGUACUACCUGUUUAUCAAUGUGGGGUACUACCUGUUUAUCAAUGUGGGGUACUACCUGUUUAUCAAUGUGGGGUACUACCUGUUUAUCAAUGUGGGGUACUACCUGUUUAUCAAUGUGGGGUACUACCUGUUUAUCAAUGUGGGGUACUACCUGUUUAUCAAUGUGGGGUACUACCUGUUUAUCAAUGUGGGGUACUACCUGUUUAUCAAUGUGGGGUACUACCUGUUUAUCAAUGUGGGGUACUACCUGUUUAUCAAUGUGGGGUACUACCUGUUUAUCAAUGUGGGGUACUACCUGUUUAUCAAUGUGGGGUACUACCUGUUUAUCAAUGUGGGGUACUACCUGUUUAUCAAUGUGGGGUACUACCUGUUUAUCAAUGUGGGGUACUACCUGUUUAUCAAUGUGGGGUACUACCUGUUUAUCAAUGUGGGGUACUACCUGUUUAUCAAUGUGGGGUACUACCUGUUUAUCAAUGUGGGGUACUACCUGUUUAUCAAUGUGGGGUACUACCUGUUUAUCAAUGUGGGGUACUACCUGUUUAUCAAUGUGGGGUACUACCUGUUUAUCAAUGUGGGGUACUACCUGUUUAUCAAUGUGGGGUACUACCUGUUUAUCAAUGUGGGGUACUACCUGUUUAUCAAUGUGGGGUACUACCUGUUUAUCAAUGUGGGGUACUACCUGUUUAUCAAUGUGGGGUACUACCUGUUUAUCAAUGUGGGGUACUACCUGUUUAUCAAUGUGGGGUACUACCUGUUUAUCAAUGUGGGGUACUACCUGUUUAUCAAUGUGGGGUACUACCUGUUUAUCAAUGUGGGGUACUACCUGUUUAUCAAUGUGGGGUACUACCUGUUUAUCAAUGUGGGGUACUACCUGUUUAUCAAUGUGGGGUACUACCUGUUUAUCAAUGUGGGGAACUACCUGUUUAUCAAUGUGGGGUACUACCUGUUUAUCAAUGUGGGGUACUACCUGUUUAUCAAUGUGGGGUACUACCUGUUUAUCAAUGUAGGGUACUACCUGUUUAUCAAUGUAGGGUACUACCUGUUUAUCAAUGUAGGGAACAUUUCUGGAUGUUGUGAGAGGGUUAACAAUGUGUUCACUGCAUCAUACAGAUUUAGAAGCACAAACUGA
Mizuhopecten yessoensis (Yesso scallop) is the source of this 1419-nucleotide messenger RNA. RefSeq lists its product as uncharacterized. The coding region runs from base 1 to 1419 and encodes 472 amino acids. Lineage: Eukaryota; Metazoa; Mollusca; Bivalvia; Pectinida; Pectinidae. The record is from RefSeq and is a predicted model, not a curated record. The transcript is spliced from 2 exons.